GAGUGGAUCCGGUGAAUUAUCCGGCUACGAAGCCCUCCGCCCACGAAGCCGUCCGCCCACGAAGCCCUCCGCCCCACUGGACUCAAUCCUUCUUGCCCGGGGGUCUUGCCGCCUCCCCAGAGAUCUCUCCGCGUGACCCCCAACCGUGCAUUCUUUUGCAGUCUGAGCCCUCGUCCAUCAGCCUCAAGACGAACACGAUGAAGUUCAACCCCUUCGUGACCUCGGACCGCAGCAAAAACCGCAAACGUCAUUUCAAUGCCCCCUCCCACGUGCGCAGGAAAAUCAUGUCGUCUCCACUCUCCAAGGAGCUGCGACAGAAGUACAACGUCCGCUCCAUGCCCAUCCGCAAGGACGACGAGGUCCAGGUGGUUCGAGGACACUACAAAGGUCAGCAAAUUGGCAAGGUAGUCCAGGUGUAUAGAAAGAAAUACGUCAUCUACAUUGAACGGGUGCAGCGUGAGAAGGCUAAUGGCACAACUGUCCACGUGGGCAUUCACCCCAGCAAGGUGGUCAUCACCAGGCUAAAACUGGACAAAGAUCGGAAAAAAAUUCUUGAACGCAAAGCCAAAUCUCGACAGGUUGGGAAAGAAAAAGGAAAAUAUAAGGAGGAACUUAUUGAGAAAAUGCAGGAAUGAAUGUACCCUGUUGCACAACCAUGGUUUAUCUGUAGGUUUUUUACCUGGCAUGUAGGCCUUUAAAACUUGCCAAGAUGUCUCUCUCUCAAGUGUUUUAUUUCCUUCCUGUUCUGUUGUUAUUAUUUAUGUGGUUCUGUAAAUCCACUUCUGCUGUUUUGAUUAAUAAUUUUAUGAGUAAAAAUUGGA
Molecule: messenger RNA, 821 nt
Organism: Budorcas taxicolor (takin)
Lineage: Eukaryota; Metazoa; Chordata; Mammalia; Artiodactyla; Bovidae
Gene: RPL26L1
Product: ribosomal protein L26 like 1
Exons: 4
Coding region: 198-635 (145 amino acids)
Biological process (GO): ribosomal large subunit biogenesis; cytoplasmic translation
Cellular component (GO): ribosome; cytosolic large ribosomal subunit
Molecular function (GO): structural constituent of ribosome; RNA binding
Source: RefSeq, a predicted model, not a curated record